Lactuca sativa (garden lettuce) is the source of this 1560-nucleotide messenger RNA. Its product is annotated as protein FAR1-RELATED SEQUENCE 5-like. NCBI's taxonomy places the organism in Eukaryota, Viridiplantae, Streptophyta, Magnoliopsida, Asterales, Asteraceae. The record is from RefSeq and is a predicted model, not a curated record.
AUGAGUGAAGUCGAAGCAACAAAUCAAGCUAUAGAACCAUAUAUAACUGGAGAUAUUGACACAAGUGAUUAUGUGGAAGCAACAUAUGAAAGUGAAAAAAUAAAUAGUAUCGGUGUGAACAUUGAAUUUGACGAAGAUGAUGUUAAUGAUGAAAGGAUACUGGGAAAGGUUUUUGAUACGCCCGGUGAUGCCUAUACAUUUUAUAAUGAUUAUUCAUUUUUGCAUGGAUUUGGUAUACGUAGAGAUGACACAAUUAAAAAUCCUAAAACAAAUGAGCCCUUUCGGAAGAUAUAUGUAUGUAACAAAGAAGGCUUCAAAAGGAUGGACAAAGAUGCUUCAAGUGAAAAUGAGAAAAAACGUCGUAGAGAUGUUAGAACCGGAUGUCAAGCAAAGCUUCGAAUAACAAGACAGGAGGAUGGAAAAUGGUUGGUGGACUUGUUUAAUGACACACACAAUCAUGACUUGACCAUGACACCUACGAAGGUGAUAAAGCAUCGAUCUCAUAGCAAUUUCCACCGUUCAAUAGAAGGUAAAUCUCUUAUGGUGCAAUUUGGUCAAGCAGGGUUGAAACCUUCUCAAAUUAAAAAGGCUGUUAAUACAAUGAAAACCUCAAAUGUAGCUGAUGUAACUUCAAAGCAAUGUGUCGAUGUUUUAUCUGAGCAUCGAAAACAACAUAGAGGAAAGGAGUUUUAUGGACUUAUAAAACAUUUUCAAGAUAAAACAUUAGUGGACAGUGACCAAUAUUUUGUCGUGGAUUUGUCUGAUGAUGGGUAUCGUAGAAAUAUCUUUUGGGCAGACGGUAGAUCAAGAGAUGCCUAUACAAAAUUCAGAGAUAUGCCUUUUGCUCCCUUUACUGGGGUGAAUCAUCAUGGACAAUCUAUACUAUUUGGUGGAGCAUUGCUUGAAAAUGAAAAGGAAGAGACAUUUGAAUGGUUAUUUGAACAGUUCCUCAAAUGUAUGUUUAACAAGUAUCCGAAGACAAUUAUUACCGAUCAAGACAAAGCUAUGAGCAAUGCAAUAAAAAAAGUGUUUCCAAAUACUCGACAUCGCUUUUGUUUAUGGCAUAUUAGGAAGCAUGAAACUGAGCAUCUUCGAUCGUAUGUUUCCCAAUACAGUGAUUUUCAAGAGACUCACAGACAAUGGGUAAAUAGUGACACCAUUGAACAAUUUGAAGCAACAUGGGAAGAUAUGCGUAUUAAGUAUGAACUGGAAAGCAAUUGUUGGCUUAAUGAUAUGUAUAACCAACAUAUACAUUGGGCUAAACCCUUCUUGAAGGAUAUUUUCUUUGCUGGUAUGACCACAACCGGACGAAGUGAGAGUAUCAAUUCCUUUUUUGAUGGAUUUGUUAACUCGAGGACCAUGUUGAAUGAAUUCGUUGUACAAUACGACAAAGUAGUUGAGUCACGAAGGGCUGCCGAAGAAGAUGAAGACUUCAAGACUAUGAACUCGAGACCAGUUCUUUCUUCAGUGCAUCCAAUCGAAGCAAAAACGGGUCAAUUUAUACUAGGAAGAUGUUUGAUACUUUCAAAAAAGAAUGGACUGAAGCUAUUACCAAUUUGA